CUUUCACGAUGCCCAAGGCUACAGAAGAAAGGAAGGUUUCUAAAAGUAUAUUGAGAAAGUCUAGUGAUCAGGUACCUCAGAAGAGCUUCCAGUGGGAUGAAUCAAAUAUUCUAGCUACUUAUCAUCCCGCAGAUAAGACGUAUGGUCAUAUGAAAAUUGAAGAACCGAAAACACCUUACGUUUUUGAUCCUGAGGAUGGUUCUGCCGUCACUUCUGGACCCUUAUUUACUGCAGAAGAUUUAGCUGCCAGGCUUUCUGCGGCUUCAAAGGAUCCCGAUCAGCAGUUACCAAGUGCCACAAAAGUUGACCAGGAGGAAGAUGAACAUCAAAGAAAAUUUCAUGAAAAACGAAAGCAACAUUACAACGAAUUUUUGGCUGUAAAGCUAGCUAAAGAAAGUUUACAAAAUGAUGAUGAAGAAGGGGAAAAUAUUGAAAAGGAAGACGAAGAGGAAGAUGAAGAAGUUGAACAUAAUGUUGAGCAGGCGAUGAUUAAUGCACGGUUAAAUGCUGAAAUUUCCCGUUUAAGUCGAAACACAGAGCAGCCUAUCUCUAGUAUUUUGAGAAAUCAGAAUCUUCCAAGAUCUCACCUAUGA
Messenger RNA from Schistosoma curassoni, 593 nucleotides. The record is from the annotation of a GenBank genome assembly. Lineage: Eukaryota; Metazoa; Platyhelminthes; Trematoda; Strigeidida; Schistosomatidae.